CCAUGUCGGACUACGAAAACGACGACGAGUGCUGGACGGCCCUGGAGGGCUUCCGGGUGAUGCUCACCUCGGUCAUUGACCCCUCGCGCAUCACGCCCUACCUGCGGCAGUGCAAGGUCCUGAACCCCGACGACGAGGAGCAGGUGCUCAGCGACCCCAGCCUGGUCAUCCGCAAGCGGAAGGCAGGCGUGCUCCUGGACAUCCUGCAGCGCACCGGCCACAAGGGCUACGUGGCCUUCCUGGAGAGCCUGGAGCUGUACUACCCGCAGCUGUACAAGAAGGUCACGGGCAAGGAGCCCGCCCGCGUCUUCUCCAUGAUCAUCGAUGCGUCCGGGGAGUCGGGCCUGACGCAGCUGCUGAUGACGGAGGUGAUGAAGCUGCAGAAGAAGGUGCAAGACCUGACGGUGCUGCUGCGCUCCAAGGACGACUUCAUCGAGGAGCUGCGCGUGAAGGACAGCCUGCUGCGCAAGCACCAGGAGCGCGUGCAGCGGCUCAGGGAGGAGUGCGACGCCGGCAGCCGCGAGCUCAAGCGCUGCAAGGACGAGAACUACGACCUGGCCAUGCGCCUGGCCCGCCAGAGCGAGGAGAAGGGCGCGGCGCUCAUGCGGAACCGUGACCUGCAGCUCGAGAUCGACCGGCUCAAGCACAGCCUCAUGAAGGCGGAGGACGACUGCACGGUGGAGCGCAAGCACACGCUCAAGCUCAGGCACGCCAUGGAGCAGCGGCCCAGCCAGGAGCUGCUCUGGGAGCUGCAGCAGGAGAAGGCCCAGCUGCAGGCGCGGCUGCAGGGCCUGGAGGCCUCCGUCCAGGAGGGGAAGCUGGGCAGGAGCAGCCCCUACAUACAGGUGCUGGAGGAGGACUGGCGGCAGGCGCUGCGCGACCAGCAGGAGCAGGCCAGCACCAUCUUCUCCCUGCGCAAGGACCUCCGCCAGGGCGAGGCCCUGCGCAUCCGGUGCAUGGAGGAGAAGGAGAUGUUCGAGCUGCAGUGCCUGGCCCUGCGCAAGGACUCCAAGAUGUACAAGGAGCGCAUCGAGGCCAUCCUGCAGCAGAUGGAGGAGGUGGCCAUCGAGCGGGACCAGGCCAUCGCCAUGCGGGAGGAGCUGCAUGCGCAGUACGCCCGGAGCCUGCAGGAGAAGGACGAGCUGCGCAAGCGGGUCCGGGAGCUGUGCGAGAAGGCGGACGAGCUGCAGCUGCAGCUGUUCCAGCGCGAGGCCCAGCUGCUGGCCACGGAGGGCCGGCUCAAGCGGCAGCAGCUGGAGACGCUUGUCCUGAGCUCUGACCUGGAGGACGGCUCACCCCGGAACUCGCAGGAGCUCUCGCUCCCCCAGGACCUGGAGGAGGACGCCCCGCUCUCGGACAAAGGCCUGGCCGACGGGGAGCGCCUGGAGCAGCCCUCUGCGGCCCUGCAGAAGGAACGCCUUUCGCUGACACCCAAUGACACAGGCCUGACCAGCGGCGAGCCCCCAGAGAAGGAGCGCCGGCGCCUCAAGGAGAGUUUCGAGAACUACCGCAGGAAGCGCGCCCUCAGGAAGAUGAAGAACAGCUGCAGACAGGGCGAGGCGGACCGCGACAACAGCUCGGGCAGCGACAACACCGACGCGGAGGGCUGCUAGCGGGCGUCAGAGCCA
Molecule: messenger RNA, 1628 nt
Organism: Propithecus coquereli (Coquerel's sifaka)
Lineage: Eukaryota; Metazoa; Chordata; Mammalia; Primates; Indriidae
Gene: CARD9
Product: caspase recruitment domain family, member 9
Exons: 12
Coding region: 3-1613 (536 amino acids)
Biological process (GO): regulation of apoptotic process; positive regulation of canonical NF-kappaB signal transduction
Source: RefSeq, a predicted model, not a curated record